ACGCAGUGUGAAUCUUCCAUAAAGGCAUGGUCAUAUGUUCCAAAUAUUCAAAUGGAUUUGUAUGGCAUAUAUAAAGCAUGCGUGCGCAAACAAAAUAAAUAAUAAUGAAAUUUAUCGAUGCUAAUUGAACUGUGCUAUAUAUGUGGAAUUAGACAAUCAGGGAUAAUAAUCAAGGAUAAUAAAUCUUUUCUUGUAGAUUUGGGUUGGACACGAGACAAAGUUACACAUAGUAACCAAGCACUGUGAGCUUUAAUUUGUGAAAGGUUACAAGCGUACUAUGGGUUUACCGAGGGUAUACUUUGACAUAACUGCAGAUGACAAGUCGUUGGGACGAAUUACUAUGGAAUUACGUCCUGACAUUGUGCCGAAAACAUCGGAAAAUUUCCGCGCGUUAUGCACAGGGGAAAGAGGCUUCGGUUACAAAGGAAGCUACUUUCAUCGUGUAAUUCCUCAAUUCGUUUGUCAAGGAGGUGAUUUUACAAAUCACAAUGGUACAGGCGGAAGGUCUAUUUAUGGGGAAAAAUUUGAAGAUGAGAAUUUUGAACUCAAACACACAAGCUAUGGCAUAUUGUCGAUGGCAAACUCUGGUCCAAAUACAAAUGGUUCACAAUUCUUUAUCACCACUGCGAAAACACCUUGGUUGGAUAAUAAACAUGUUGUGUUUGGUACUGUUGUUCAUGGAAUGGAUAUCGUGAGGAAAGUUGAAAGUUAUGGCUCGCAAAGUGGUAAGACAUAUGAGAAGAUCAUGAUAGCAAAUUGUGGUCAAUUGUGUUAAAUAAAUUCAUAUAUUAUACAAUAAGAUUUAUUUAGAUUUCUUCAAAUGCUCAAUAUAAGUUUUAAUGAAAACUUCUAAAGCUAUAUAUGUAGAAAAUAAUAUUUUUAAUAAACAAACAAAUCUUGUAAAGAAACUAAAUUG
This is a messenger RNA of Harpegnathos saltator (Jerdon's jumping ant), 916 nucleotides long. Its product is annotated as peptidyl-prolyl cis-trans isomerase. NCBI's taxonomy places the organism in Eukaryota, Metazoa, Arthropoda, Insecta, Hymenoptera, Formicidae. The record is from RefSeq and is a predicted model, not a curated record. Gene Ontology annotation, biological process: protein peptidyl-prolyl isomerization; protein folding. Gene Ontology annotation, cellular component: cytoplasm. Gene Ontology annotation, molecular function: peptidyl-prolyl cis-trans isomerase activity; cyclosporin A binding. The transcript is spliced from 2 exons. The coding region runs from base 278 to 775 and encodes 165 amino acids.